AUGACCGCGCUAGGUGUUGUGAAAACAGUGCUGAAUCUUGUGGUGUUCCUUCUAGGUUGUUUAUCCAUCGUAACAUCUCAAACAGUUGGUAUCAUUCUAUCAUGUGGAAAUAGAGAGUUUCGUCAAGCUUGGUUGGCCCAGACAAAAGAACAUUUCAUUGUGUUGUUAACAUCAGUGGUGAAUUUUGCCUCCAAGAGCCCUAUAAAAGUUAGAAUUGUUACUGAUUCGAAAUCGAUCCCACCAUCACGUAUUAGAUUAGACUCAAAGGGAAGACUAGAAAGUUCAAUGCCAGGUGGGACUGUAUUCAUUGCAAAUCAUCAAAUAUAUACUGAUUGGGUGUUUUUAUGGUGGUUAACUUAUACUGCUAGAUUAGGCGGGUUUGUUUAUAUUGUUUUGAAAGCUUCAUUGAAAAAACUUCCAAUAUUGGGAUAUGGAAUGAAGAAUUAUGAUUUUAUUUUCCUUUCAAGAAAAUGGGAAACUGAUAAAGUUGUCAUGGGUAAUCAAUUAGCUUCAAUUGAUGCAAAUGCUAGAGGAAAAGGUACAGUUGCUGGUAAAGAACCAAUGAAGACAACAACUUCCAAAGAUGUUUGGCCAGCAGGUGAGGAUAAAUCAAGAACAUGGCCUUAUUCAUUACAUAUCUUUCCAGAAGGAACCAAUCUAAGUGCAAAUACUAGAAGAAAAACUUUGGCAUACGCUGGGAAAGUUGGUAGAGCCCCUUUCAAGCAUUUAUUAUUACCAAGAACUACAGGUUUAAGAUACUCUUUGUUGAAAUUAAGAGAUACAGUUGAUGAAGUUUAUGAUAUAACUUUGGCAUAUUCAGGAUUAAAAGCAUCUGAUUAUGGUCAAGACAUUUAUAAGAUCGAAAAGGUUUUUCUUCAAGGGAAAAAUCCAGAGAGAGUGGAUUUUUUUAUAAGGAGCUUUAAAAUUGAUGAGAUUCCAAUUGGUAAAGAAGAGGAAACAGAGGAUGAGUAUAAUAUAGCACAAAAGAAGUUUGAAGACUGGUUGUUUAAUGUUUGGUCUGAAAAGGAUGAAUUGAUGGAUAAUUAUUACAAAACAGGAUCUUUUAUCACAAAUGCAGAAGAGCCUGAUCGUUACAGUACGGUGGAUACCGUCUUGAGAGUAUCAAAACUUGAUUUUCUCAAAAUUUUCCUGGUCCCAAUGUGCUUGGUCUUACUGGGAAGAAUCAUUUAUCAACUCUAUUGUUUAUUUCAGUAA
This is a messenger RNA of Hansenula anomala, 1215 nucleotides long. RefSeq names its product putative acyltransferase (gene CST26). Gene Ontology annotation, molecular function: acyltransferase activity. NCBI's taxonomy places the organism in Eukaryota, Fungi, Ascomycota, Saccharomycetes, Phaffomycetales, Wickerhamomycetaceae. The record is from RefSeq and is a predicted model, not a curated record. Bases 1 to 1215 code for a protein of 404 amino acids. Gene Ontology annotation, cellular component: endomembrane system. The transcript has a single exon.